Molecule: messenger RNA, 1124 nt
Organism: Bursaphelenchus okinawaensis
Lineage: Eukaryota; Metazoa; Nematoda; Chromadorea; Rhabditida; Aphelenchoididae
Source: the annotation of a GenBank genome assembly
AUGAACUUUGCCGUUGGGUUAAUAGCCUUAGGGCUUGUAGUCGUAUGUCACGCCGACUCGGAACGUUCGUGGACCGAUGAAGAUGGCGUGGAAAUUGAAAUCAUCAAGAAAAUUCCAGGUAACUCAGACAAAAAUUUUGAUUUAAAAAAAUUUAAACUUUCAAAAAAAUUUAAAAAAAAUUUAAUUUUCAAAAUUUUAAGCCUUUUCCUGUUAUGAGCUAUCAAAAUUUUAAUGUUCAGACUGCCUUAAACUCGUAUUUUACACAUUAUUACCUAAAAUCAUUUCCAGACCACAAGUGUAAGAUCAAAGCCGAGCCAGGAGACCAUAUUCAACAAUAUUUCAAACUGACCGACCCUAAGGGCACAGUAAUUGGAUCCAACUUUGGUCAAAAGCCAUAUGAAAUCAUUUUGGGCCGUGGUACCGCCUUCCGUGCUAUGGACUAUGCUAUGAGAGGAAUGUGUAUUGGAGAGCAGAGAAAGAUUGUCAUCCCUCCAGAAGCCUAUGAAGAAGAUGAACUUCCACGUGGAGCUGUUCAAGGCGACAGCUUGUACUACUUUGUUGAGUUGAAGUCAAUCUUCAGACCAAUUCCUGGAGAAAGCUGGACUGAAGAUGACGGUCUGCAUGUUGAGGUAGGUGCAAGGUUUAAAUAGAGCUACGGUAGGGUGUAGUAAGGUUAAACUGAGACAAGGUAUGGUAAAGUAUGGUGCUGUAGGGUAGAAUACUGUAGGGUAGGAUACCGUAGGAUGGAAUACUGUAGGGUAUAUUCACUAUAAGACCUCAAACUUCAGCAAACCCACGUAAUCCCAGUCGAAGACUGUAAAAAAGCCGAAAACGGUGACACCGUCCAUCAACAAUACAUUGUUCGUCUGCAAGACGGCCAAUUCAUCGACUCCUCCUACUCUCGUGGUCGUCCAUUCAUCUUCGAACUCGGCGCCGGUCGAGUAAUCAGUGGAAUCGACCGUGCCAUGUUGGGAAUGUGUGAAGGUGAAAAGAGAAAGGUAGUCGUGCCCCCAGAAGCAGGCUACGGAGAGUCUGGACGUGAGGGCGUGAUUCCACCAAACGCUUGGUUGGUAUUCGAAAUCGAGUUGGAGAAACUGGUCAAAAACACAAAGGAAGAGCUAUAA